GUCUCUUUCGCACUGUCAAAAGAGACGUUAGAGAGAGAGAGAGAGAGAGAGAGAGAGAGAGAGAGAGAGAGAGAGAUCAAAGUUUCCUCUGAUCAUAUCGGAGAUGGCGACGAACAUUGGGAUGAUGGGUUCGGCAUAUUUCGUUGGGAGAUCGGAGAUUCUCGCAUGGAUCAACUCUACUCUCCAACUCAAUCUCUCCAAAGUCGAAGAGGCGUGUUCCGGCGCAGUUCACUGCCAAUUGAUGGAUUCGAUCCAUCCAGGAAUGGUUCCGAUGCACAAGGUUAACUUCGAUGCGAAGAGCGAGUACGAUAUGAUACAGAACUACAAGGUGCUUCAGGAUGUCUUCAACAAACUCAAGAUCACCAAGCACAUAGAAGUCAGCAAGCUAGUGAAGGGAAGACCACUUGAUAACUUGGAGUUCAUGCAGUGGAUGAAGAGAUAUUGCGAUUCUGUGAACGGGGGCCUGUUUCAGAAUUACAACGCGUUGGAGAGAAGAGAAGUCUGCAAAGGUGGAAAAGAUACGAACAAGAGGGGUGCUGCAGCUACACAAGCCUCAACAAAGGGUUCUUCAGCUGCUCCUAGACCCUCAUCUUCAAACGGAACACGAAAAAAUGAACCUCCUUCCUCCAACAAUUCCAACCAUUCUGCUAAGGCCUCAUCUAGAUCAUCCAAACCAAUGACUGCAUACGAUGAACAGAUAACUGAGCUGAAACUAUACAUAGACAGCCUCGAAAAAGAGAGAGACUUUUACUUUUCUAAACUCAGGGAUGUAGAGAUUCUCUGCCAAAACCCCGAGACCGAGCGCCUGCCCCUCGUUGGUGCCAUUAAAAGGGUCCUGUAUGCGGCAGAUGGCGAUGACACGGCCGCGAUAGAGGCUGCAGUCCUGAACCCCAUAGCUGAAGGGUCGGAAGAGAGAAUGAACAAAGUAGAGGUGCAGAAGAGGAAAGUCAUAGUGAAUAUCGAUGUCGAUGCAGCUGGAAUCACGGCACUCUCACCACGACAACGCCUUUCUGAUGCUUCCGAUGUUAAAUGCAGCGGGUCCCCUCUCUUGACCUGUUGAAAACUGAACAAAAAGAGACAGCCCGAUGCACAAAGCAUUCCCGUUGAGCGGGGGUCCGAGGAAGAGUCCCACCACAAGGGUGUAUUAUAGGCAAACCUUACCCUGCAGAAAUAUCUGUAAGAGACUGCUUACAGGACUCGAACCCGUGACCUCUAGAUCACACAAUGGCAACACCUUAACCUGUGCUCCAAGACUCCCCUUCAUAUAUAUAUAUAUAUAUAUUCAAUUUGUAUGCUGUGUUCUAUAUUAGUGAACUUUUUUUUUUCUUUGAAUCCCCUUCUCGUUCAUUUUUAUCUUUGUGUCAAGGACCCAUUUCUGUAUAUCGUUUGGGUGUAUAUGCGAGAGAACAAUAGUUCAUAGUAAUACAGACAAAAAGGCCA
Tarenaya hassleriana is the source of this 1440-nucleotide messenger RNA. Its product is annotated as microtubule-associated protein RP/EB family member 1C-like. The transcript is spliced from 7 exons. Gene Ontology annotation, molecular function: microtubule plus-end binding. The record is from RefSeq and is a predicted model, not a curated record. Gene Ontology annotation, cellular component: microtubule plus-end; cytoplasmic microtubule; microtubule organizing center. Lineage: Eukaryota; Viridiplantae; Streptophyta; Magnoliopsida; Brassicales; Cleomaceae. The coding region runs from base 104 to 1060 and encodes 318 amino acids. Gene Ontology annotation, biological process: thigmotropism; spindle assembly; protein localization to microtubule plus-end.